Torulaspora globosa is the source of this 774-nucleotide messenger RNA. It is a transcript of the gene EFM4, whose product is annotated as Efm4p. Gene Ontology annotation, molecular function: protein-lysine N-methyltransferase activity. The record is from RefSeq and is a predicted model, not a curated record. Gene Ontology annotation, cellular component: cytoplasm. The transcript has a single exon. The coding region runs from base 1 to 774 and encodes 257 amino acids. NCBI's taxonomy places the organism in Eukaryota, Fungi, Ascomycota, Saccharomycetes, Saccharomycetales, Saccharomycetaceae. Gene Ontology annotation, biological process: peptidyl-lysine monomethylation; peptidyl-lysine dimethylation.
AUGACGAACUACCCGAGAUGUGAAAAGUUGACAGGUGAAGUCGAUGAGCUGAACAAAAAGCUUGUUGCAAUGACUGAACGGCGGACGAUGGAGGACACCAGGAAGCUCAAUGCUUCCCAAUUAGGCACGAAGAAGUACUGGGACGACUUUUACGCACUGGAAAGGGAUAAUUUCAGCAAGAAUCCCAAAGAUACCGGGGAAUGCUGGUUCGAUGACAAUGGGGCGGAAGAACGGAUGGUAGAGUUUCUCCUCGAGAACGUCGGGCAGAAAAAAAUCGAUUUGGGGUCAAAAGUGAUAGACUUGGGAACGGGGAAUGGUCAUCUCCUUUUUGAACUUUAUGAAAAUGAUUUCGCUGGCCCAAUGCUGGGCGUAGACUACUCUGAGGAAAGCGUUGAGUUUGCUACAGAAAUUUCAAAAGCCAACGGGUACAACGACAAGAUCCGGUUUGCGGCAGCUGACAUUUUUGCGCCAGAUUGGAACCCUGGACUAUUCGAUCUUGUGCUGGACAAGGGCACUUUGGACGCAAUUGCGCUGUGUGAGAAGGCCCUGGCGGAUGGUAGGAGAAUGGUGGAGGGAUAUUCAAGCGUCGUAGAGAAGCUUUUGGAUCGAGACGGGAUUUUUCUCAUCACCUCUUGUAAUUUCACGGAAGAUGAGCUAAUCAGCAUCGUGCAAACCGACAGGCUGAAAGUUUGGAGAACUAUUGCCUACCCAGCUUACGAAUUCGGCGGCGUAAAAGGGACUACGAUAUGUAGUGUAGCAUUUAUCAAGCAGUGA